UUCUCAAGAUACCCUAUUUAAACUCGGUCGUCUAAUCCCUGAAAUCGUCGAAUACCAAAAAGACUUUUGAGAGAGAGAGAGAGAGAGAGAGAGAUGAGUGGGAGAAUGAGAGGAGGGAAUCUGACAAACCCAUGCCUGACCAUGCAUCAGCCAUGGGCAUCGCUUCUCGUGUACGGCAUAAAGCGCAUCGAGGGUAGAUCAUGGCCCGCCCCAAUCAGAGGUCGUCUUUGGAUUCAUGCUGCUGGGAAAGUUCCUGAUCAAGAUACAAUUAAGGCAAUGGAGGACUUCUACAGAGAAAUCUAUGCUGUAAAUGGGGUUACAGAUCUGAAGUUUCCAGAACAUUACCCAGUUUCACGACUUUUAGGUUGUGUAGAGGUAGUUGGGUGUGUUAAACGUGAAGAGUUGGUGUGCUGGGAGGAUGUACCUGAAGGGGUGAGACUAGAAGGGCAAACAGACUUCUGCUGGCUCUGCGAACAACCGCAGAAAUUACUUGUCCCAUUUGAAAUGCGAGGCUAUCAGGGUGUCUAUAACUUGGAAAAAAAGAUCUACGAGGCAGCAGUAAGAGGUCUUUGUCCAAUUGAAGGCCCACUACCUGUAAAGUUCCCACUUCCAGAUCCUUCGGACCCUUUUUCCUUGAAGCCAGGAUCACUUGCAUUGCGCUUCAAUGGCUCUAAUGCAUCUGAAGUGGAAAAACCACCAAGUCUCAAUGCGGCCAUAGCUGGUGCCCGAGCUGCAGCUACGCAAUUCUCAAAGAAGGAGCCAAGCAAAAACCCCACAAGAUAUGAUGCUAAUUUUAUCCGGAGUAGAGAUACGCGCAACUCUACGGAAACAAGUCGAUGGAAGGACAACGGAGCUGUGGAAGAGGAUAAAGGGCCUUCUGGCCAAUCGAAUGGUGGAUAUCACAGAUGGGAGAGGGCCCACCAGAAUGCGGAAGAAAAUAGUUGCAUGGAUCAUGACAGAAAUAGCAGCAGGCGCUAUCAAGGCGAUGGUAGAAAUUUUAAUCAACAACUGGGGGCUUCUUCUAAGAUUUUUGCAGCAGCAAUGAAAGGAUUGAAGCCAGCAGGAGCCAACAGAGCUUGAUCUUGGUUGUUUGCCCGGAGGCGGCCCUGGACAUUAUUCUUGUGGAAUGUAGUGGAACAAAUUCGGAUUGUAGAAAAAAAGAAGAAAUAUUGUGAAAACUCAUGGAUUGUGCCCCCUUCAACUUCUGAUUUGCGGAUUCACAAAAACAUCCCCAGCCAUUGGAUCUGCUGCACCGAGUUGGAGGGGUGGUUUCAUUGACAGUACCAGAUUUGUAUAUUGCCUUUCUUCCUUUCUUUUCAUCAUCAUAAUUAUCAUAAUCAUAAUCAUCAUUAUUAUUUUUGUAUUUUUGUGUUUGAUUGAUUUCUUCUGAAACUCAAACAGUAGAACUGUGUGUAUUAACUUCAUUCGGUUAGAUUAUGUAAAAUAAUAGACAGAAAUCGUAUGGUAGAGAAGCAUAGGUUAUCGUUUCAUCGCUUGAUAAUAAAAUCAGCCUCUUUUGUA
Molecule: messenger RNA, 1521 nt
Organism: Magnolia sinica
Lineage: Eukaryota; Viridiplantae; Streptophyta; Magnoliopsida; Magnoliales; Magnoliaceae
Exons: 7
Coding region: 94-1080 (328 amino acids)
Biological process (GO): positive regulation of DNA-templated transcription
Cellular component (GO): nucleus
Molecular function (GO): transcription coactivator activity
Source: RefSeq, a predicted model, not a curated record